Paramecium sonneborni is the source of this 267-nucleotide messenger RNA. Lineage: Eukaryota; Ciliophora; Oligohymenophorea; Peniculida; Parameciidae. The record is from the annotation of a GenBank genome assembly.
AUGAACUAAAAUUUUUCUCAUUUUAAUUUAGAAAAGCUAGAAGAAACUUAUAAAACGUUUGGUUUGAGAUAUUCUUGUAAUGAGUAUGAUGUAAGAAAAUAGUUUAUCUAGGAAUAUACUUGCAUAAGAAAUAGUAAUGAGAUAUAGUAUUGUGCUCGCAAAUAUAAAAUUGGAAGCAUAGAUGAUGAAAGGUUUAAAGCAUUGAAGAGAAUCAAGCUUUACAAUAUUUUGCCUGUAUUUGAUUAGUACUUAGAUUCAUAAACAAUU